Aspergillus piperis CBS 112811 is the source of this 785-nucleotide messenger RNA. It is a transcript of the gene S10a, whose product is annotated as 40S ribosomal protein uS10. Bases 177 to 527 code for a protein of 116 amino acids. The transcript has 4 exons. The record is from RefSeq and is a predicted model, not a curated record. Lineage: Eukaryota; Fungi; Ascomycota; Eurotiomycetes; Eurotiales; Aspergillaceae. Gene Ontology annotation, molecular function: structural constituent of ribosome; RNA binding. Gene Ontology annotation, cellular component: ribosome; cytosolic small ribosomal subunit. Gene Ontology annotation, biological process: translation.
CCGAACCCUGAUAGUUCAGGUCUUGAUUGGCAGUCCAGCCUCCCUUGCGCAUCUCAAAUCCCACCGGUCACCCCACCGUCUCAAAACUUCAAUUCAAGAUGUCUUUCCAGAAGCCUGAGAAGGAUUUCGGCGAGGGCCCUGUACGUCUACCACCAUCAUCAUGAUACAUGUAUAACAUGUCUUUCAUUGCAAUGCCAUUGGGAGAUGGGUUGAUAUAUAAGGUCCACAAGAUCCGUAUCACCCUCACCUCUCGCAAGGUCGCUUCCCUCGAGAAGGUGUGCUCGGAGCUGAUCGACCGUGCUCGCUCCAAGUCCCUCCAGGUCAAGGGUCCCGUCCGUCUUCCCACCAAGACCCUUCACAUCUCCACCCGUAAGACCCCCAACGGUGAGGGUUCCAAGACCUGGGACAAGUACGAGAUGCGCAUCCACAAGCGUCUCAUCGACCUCCUCGCCCCCACCGAGACCGUCAAGCAGAUCAUCAUCAACAUCGAGGCUGGUGUUGAGGUUGAGGUCACCAUUGCUGCUUAAACAAAUCCCUACCUCUUCCUUUACUGGAUACGGUUUGGGUUCGUGACAGGGGUGGCGCGGACGAUGAGGUUAUGUUUUGUGGUGCUGCUGCGGCCGUGCUAGGCAUUCGUCGAUACCCGCCAGUUCCUGGCCUGAAAAUGAAAAAGUUCAAAAAGCAGUAAACUAUUUCUCUUAUCGAAGUGGAUGAUUGUACGGAUUGUAGUGUAGUGUAAUGGUAUCAAAUCUAGCAGUGAUUCAACUGCUUCCGUUGUUCCGUUU